Molecule: messenger RNA, 1630 nt
Organism: Paramecium pentaurelia
Lineage: Eukaryota; Ciliophora; Oligohymenophorea; Peniculida; Parameciidae
Source: the annotation of a GenBank genome assembly
AUGAAAAGUUUAAAUUACCGAUUUCCUCAUUCAAGACAAGAUUCUGGAUAAAUGAAUAUAACUAGAUCAUAACUACAAUAAGGUUAAUAAGUGAUUAACGUGUUAAACAAGUAAAGAAGUUAUGUAAAUCAAAAGCCGCUAAAAUGAAUAAAAUUGUGAUAGAUCACCCGCUCCAGUGGUACAUGGCUUACAAAAAUUUGCAGUACCAUCUAGCUAAUAAUCAUCAGCAAAUCAUUCAAAGAAGUCUUCGAUAUCAAAAUAAUAAUAGCCAAAAUAAAUUGCAUUUGUUAACUACUUGAUUCUUAAAGAUAAAUCAUAACUUAUUGAGGAUGAAGAAAAAGAAAGUUAAGCUCUAUUUUGUUAUUUUUAGAUAUUAAUGAGCCAAUCGUAUAAAAGAAUAUGUUUAAUUUUUAAUUUGUUAUUGGUAUCGGUGGAUUUGGUAAAGUUUGGAAGGUAGAAUAUAAAAAAACUGGUUAAAUAUAUGCAAUGAAAGAAAUGUCAAAAGCUUUGUAUUUUAUUUGGUUACAUUUUUAGAAUUAUUGCAAAAAAAAGUGUUAAUUCAGUUAUGAAUGAAAGAAACAUAUUGAGUAAUCUAAAGCAUCCGUAAUUAUUUAAUCAAAUAUAGAUUUUUAGUUAAUAUAUAUUAUGCAUUUUAAGACCGUGAAAAUCUUUUCUUGGUUUUAGAUUAUAUGCAAGGAGGAGACCUAAGAUAUCAUAUUGGUAAAAUGAGAAGAUUUUCAGAAGAUCAAACAAGUAUAAAUUUGUUUGAAAUUAUAGGAUUUUUUAUGGCUUGCAUAUUUUUAGGAUUAGAAUACAUGCAUUCUAAGAAUAGUCUUCAUAGAGACAUUAAACCAGAAAAUUUAGUGUUAGAUAAAAAUGGUAUCUAUUAAAAAGAAGAUUUAGGUUAUGUCAGAAUAACUGAUCUUGGAAUAGCUAGAAAUUUAAGGCCUGAUAAUUCAUUGGAUACUUCAGGAACACCUGGAUAUAUGGGUAUUAUUAUUAUCUAUAUUAUUAGCACCUGAAGUAAUGUGUAGAUAGAAUCACUCUUUUGCUGUAGAUUACUUCGCUUUGGGAGUGAUUGGAUAUGAAUUUAUGUUAGGAAAAGUAAACUAUUUUUAAUAAAUAAAUUAGAGACCUUAUACUGGUCGAACAAGAAAAGAGAUUAGAGAUUAAAUUUUAGCAAAAUAAGUUUAAAUAAAAAGAUCUGAGAUACCUGAUAAUUGGUCAUUAGAAUCAGCAGAUUUUAUAAAUAGAGUAUAAUUAAUUAUAUGAUUAAAAGCUAAUACAAAGAAAGCCUGCAAAUCGAUUAGGAUUUAAUGGUCCUCAUGAAUUGAGAUAGCAUUCCUGGUUUAAAAAUUUUCCAUGGUAAAAAUUAAUGAAUAAAGAAUUGAAAUCUCCAUAUAUUCCUAAUGUAUUCAAUCUAAGUAUAUUAGUAAAACGAAGAUAAUUUUGAUGCUAGAUAAAUAUCAAUGGAAGAUGAAGAAAAUAAUGAGCUAAUUUAAUAAAAUUCAAUUGUACUAAGAAGAAAUUCUAUAUAAUGUAUAAUUUUAUAUCUAAAUUAGCUUAAUUUUCUGGAUAUGAAAUGGAUAAUUUUAGUGAAAAACAAAAUACAUAGUUUAAUAAUUUUUGA